UAAAUGCAUGCAUGAAUCAAUCAGUCAGAGAUUAGUUCACAGUUUACAAGAAUGCACUUAAUUCAUGUUUUAUGCUUGUGCUUAACUCUAAGCCUUGUACAUUGUGAUCAUGAAGAAGACGAGACAGAUUUAUCCACCGCUACUCAAGAAUUGAUUAAUGCUGGUUUAGAUUAUGCUAAUGUAGUACAAGGAUGGCUUGAAAAAAAUGUUGGAAAAGAGGAAAUAAAGAUGGUCAAACAAAAUAUGGCCAAAUUCGGUCAGUUGGCAUUGCAUUUUAUUGAUUCGACUAUUCAAAACUUGAUGAAAGACGAUGACGAUGACGAGGAUUAUGAUCAUAAUGAUGGCGAUCGUCAUGAUGAUAACAAGAAGUACAAAGAUUCACAACCAGAACACAGUGAAUUAUAGAGUCUAUUACUGGACAUAACUGUACAUAUAUUACUUUCUAAAAAAAAUAUAUUUUUUGAUGUUUUCUGAAUUUAAAAAAAACUCAAUGUAAAGAAUAUGUGUGUUUUGUUUUUGUAAUUAUUGCAAAACUAAUCAUUCAU
Schistosoma turkestanicum is the source of this 545-nucleotide messenger RNA. NCBI's taxonomy places the organism in Eukaryota, Metazoa, Platyhelminthes, Trematoda, Strigeidida, Schistosomatidae. The record is from the annotation of a GenBank genome assembly.